AGGUAUGUAGAUGAAACAUUCACGGUACUUAGAACACAGGAUAUAGAUAAAUUUUUCGGACAUAUUAACUUCAAGGUGGAAGCAAUUCAAUUCACUUAUGAAUUAAAAAGUCAGGAAGGGGAUCUUCCAAUGUUAGAUUGCAGAGUAAAAAGGAGAGAAGAUGGGAAGUUAAACACUAGUGUUUACAGAAAACCCACACAUUCAAACAGAUAUUUGGACUUCCGAUCAUCCCAUCAUAUGUCAGUGAAAAUAAGAUUGGUGAAAUGUUUAGGUAAUAGAGCACAAAAACUAAGAAGUACCAAGGAAAAUCUAAGACAGGAAGUGAGGCAUAUGAGAGAAACUUUGAAACUUAAUAAUUACGCGGAUAAACUAGUCAGAAAGUAUGUAGGAAAAUGUAAAAAUAAGAUAAAUAAUGAUAGUAGUGAUAGUGAUAAUAAUACUGACAUGCAUGUCAAACAUGCGCAGGAUAAUGACAAUACCAACCAUAAGGACUCUAAAUCAUCAUUGGUAAUUCCAUACAAGGAAGGAACCUCGGAAACCACUUCAAGGUGGAGAAUUCUUAACAAUGCAGGCAGGAAUAAAAGUAGCAUUCAAACCCACAAACUCAAUUAGAAACAAACUUUGUCGGCCAAAGGAGCCAUUAAAACAAAACAAUUUAGUUUAU
Trichobilharzia regenti is the source of this 664-nucleotide messenger RNA. NCBI's taxonomy places the organism in Eukaryota, Metazoa, Platyhelminthes, Trematoda, Strigeidida, Schistosomatidae. The record is from the annotation of a GenBank genome assembly.